Messenger RNA from Diceros bicornis minor, 2573 nucleotides. It is a transcript of the gene GCNT4, whose product is annotated as glucosaminyl (N-acetyl) transferase 4. The record is from RefSeq and is a predicted model, not a curated record. Bases 510 to 1847 code for a protein of 445 amino acids. NCBI's taxonomy places the organism in Eukaryota, Metazoa, Chordata, Mammalia, Perissodactyla, Rhinocerotidae. Gene Ontology annotation, molecular function: acetylglucosaminyltransferase activity. The transcript is spliced from 3 exons. Gene Ontology annotation, cellular component: membrane.
GACAGACCCUAGGUCCUGGGAGUAAAGGAUAUGGGGUCCCAUGUGGCACCCUCUCUUUGGCAUUCACUGGGUCUCAGGGCUUAACCGGUUCUACCCUGUCCUGCCCGGCUCCGCACCGACCGACCAGGCAAACAGCAGCCCCUCAGGCCACGCAGACUGACCGAGGAAGGAAGGAAGAGACCAGCUGGGAGUGACUACCCUGGAGCGCUCCGUGCCCUGUAAAGCAGGCCCCGGGAGCCUCUGGCCCCGAAAGGCCGUGGAGCGCCACCGCAGACGUCUGGAAGGGCGGGAAGGGCAAGCCCAGUGGAGAGCAUCCGCCGCACAAGUUGGCAUAGUCACAAGAGCCCGCUACGAACCCAGGUCUGGAUGUUGCCCAGUUGGUUGAGUAUAGUUAACAGAGAAUACCGCAAAAUACAACCAUUCUCCGUAUUUCCGUGUCCUUAUUUCUGGAUUCUCUCAAGAACAAGAACUUUGUUUUAUUCACCUCUGGGCCCAGCAUUCUGCCUGCCAUGAGAAUGAAGACAUUCAGAUGUUGUUUUAAAUACCCCCUACAGCGGAAAGUUUCCAUCCUGUUUUUAACCCUGUGGCUAUUCUCCUUGUUGAAGCUUCUCAACGUGGGAAGACUCCUUUUCCCUCAAAGGGGCAUUUACCUGGUUGAGUACUCCCUAAGUACCUCGCCUUUUGUAAGAAACAGAUACACCCAUGUGCAGGAUGCAGCCGGCUAUGAAGUUAACUGUUCAGGUAUCUACGAACAGGAGCCUUUGGAAAUUGGCAAGAGUCUGGAAAUAAGAAGACGAGACAUCAUCGACUUGGAUGAUGAUGAUGUCGUGGCAAUGACCAGUGAUUGUGACAUUUAUCAGACCCUAAGAAGGUACCAUCAAAAGCUUGUUUCAGGGGAGGAGAAAAGCUUCCCAAUAGCCUAUUCUUUGGUUGUUCACAAAGAUGCCAUUAUGGUUGAAAGGCUAAUCCAUACGAUAUACAACCGGCACAAUAUUUACUGCAUCCAUUAUGACCGAAAGUCACCUGAGGCCUUCAAAGUUGCCAUGAACAAUUUAGCUAAGUGCUUCUCCAAUAUCUUCAUUGCUUCCAGGUUAGAGACUGUGCAAUAUGCCCACAUUUCCAGACUCCAAGCUGAUUUAAACUGCUUGUCAGACCUUCUCAAAUCUUCAGUUCAAUGGAAAUACGUUAUCAACCUGUGUGGGCAGGAUUUUCCUUUGAAGUCAAACUUUGAAUUAGUGUCAGAGUUGAAGAAACUCAAAGGAGCAAACAUGUUAGAGACGGUGAAACCCCCUCGAAGUAAAAUGGAAAGAUUCACAUACCGCCAUGAACUGAGACAGGUGCCUUAUGAGUAUGUGAAGCUUCCAGUAAGGACGAACAUCUCCAAGGAAGCCCCUCCUCAUAACAUUGAGAUAUUUGUUGGCAGUGCUUAUUUUGUUUUAAGUAGAGCAUUUGUUAAAUACAUUUUCAACAACUCCCUCGUUAAAGACUUUUUUGCCUGGUCUAAAGAUACAUACUCACCUGAUGAGCAUUUUUGGGCCACCUUAAUUCGGGUACCAGGAAUACCUGGGGAGAUUUCCAGGUCAGCCCAGGAUGUAUCUGACCUGCAGAGUAAGACCCGCCUUGUCAAAUGGAAUUAUCAUGAAGGCCUUUUCUAUCCCAGGUGUACUGGCUCUCACCUCCGCAGUGUGUGUAUCUACGGAGCAGCAGAAUUAAGGUGGCUUAUCAAAGAUGGACAUUGGUUUGCUAAUAAAUUUGAUUCUAAGGUGGACCCUGUCUUGACUAAAUGCUUGGCAGAAAAGCUUGAAGAACAACAGAGAGAGUGGAUCACUUUGUCUUCAGAAAAGUGAUUUAUGGAUCAAAAUCCCACAAUCAUGUUGUGAUAAAAUCAUGAUGGAAGUAAGCUGUCUGAUGAAUGGAGUCAAUAUGGAGUUGUAUACUACCAUGCCCAGUACCAUUUGAGCUUAGCUUUCUCGUAGUCUGAAAGAUGUCUACAAUUCCAUGCACGAGAGAAAGGGACCUAGCCUUGGGUGACAGUUAGCCUGCAGUUGCUUGGGUGUUUUUAUGUUUGUUUUUGCUUGUAAUCUCACUGAGCUAAAUCAGAGAUCUUAAACAGCUAGUCAUCAGAGAUUUAUUGAGCUCCUACUGUAUGCCAGGUACUUUUUUAGAAACGUGUAGGAAUUAAAUCCAAGUUUUAAUGAGUUAUACAUUGACCUCCCUCAAGGAACUGUGGCUUACCCUAAUCACACAGCAACCUAGUAUCUUAAAUUCUCCACAUAACAGUCAGGACUCUACUGGAGAAGUUUUGCAGUGUAGGGUAAUCAUAUUACCAUAUAACCUAGCCAUUUUGGAACAGCGUUUAAGUACAGUGACCAACACUCCUCUCGUCCCUUAAUUCAGCUCCCUUGACUUUUCCUGACAGAAUAUGAGAAGGAGAGACGCCACUACCUCAGAAAAGCUCCAAGAAUUGUCCAAUUUCCUGCUUGCCAAAGCAUAAUUUACCUUUCGGUGCCUCACUCAUUCAAUUCAGGGUUGGGAGACUGUUGGUGGGGCGUUUAUAGUGUAUGAGUGUUAGG